AUGCCUUUCCAAAAAUUCAGGCCAAUAAAGCAAUUUGGAAGAUAUAAUACUUUAAUGUUUAGAGAUUUUAACAGAAGAAAUAAUUUAAAAGACGCGCAUGUUCUUCAAAUUGAUCCAGAAAUUAAACAAGCAAAAAUUAAAAUUCAAAACCCUUUAAGUAAAGAUUUCUUUAAACAAUUUGAAAAGAAGAAUGAAAAUGGUGCUUUUCCUUUACAUUUGAGAAAGAAAACGUUAAAGGACCAUCCACUCUACAAAACUCAAAAUUGUUUAUUAUUUGACGGAACAGAAAGUUUAACUGACGGGGUCGAUCAAGCUUGUAAUUUAAUCAAUUCUUGUGAGCCUUCUCCAAUUCCGUCUUCUGUCUAUUCUUCAAUUCCAAACAAUUUUCUUCCAAAAGAUUUUGAAAAUCAUUUAAUCGAUUCAAUUAUGGCAGGUGAAAGAUACGACCCUUCUAUGGACAAAUUACCCAAAAAAUUUGAUCCAAUACUUUUUUGGACGUAUCAAGUAAACCAUUAUGGAACGCCGGUAAUGAAAAGAAAUAAUAUAAUUUUGGAGAAUUUGGUUAGAAAAGUUUUUCUGCUUGCUAUGCACAAUGAAAAAUUGAAUUUUGAAAAAUACAGGUUGUUGUUAAAUUUAUAG
This is a messenger RNA of Meloidogyne enterolobii, 639 nucleotides long. NCBI's taxonomy places the organism in Eukaryota, Metazoa, Nematoda, Chromadorea, Rhabditida, Meloidogynidae. The record is from the annotation of a GenBank genome assembly.